Messenger RNA from Cryptococcus wingfieldii CBS 7118, 1188 nucleotides. Its product is annotated as saccharopine dehydrogenase (NAD+, L-lysine forming). The transcript has 5 exons. The record is from RefSeq and is a predicted model, not a curated record. Gene Ontology annotation, cellular component: cytoplasm. Gene Ontology annotation, molecular function: saccharopine dehydrogenase (NAD+, L-lysine-forming) activity. NCBI's taxonomy places the organism in Eukaryota, Fungi, Basidiomycota, Tremellomycetes, Tremellales, Cryptococcaceae. The coding region runs from base 1 to 1188 and encodes 395 amino acids.
AUGGCCGCCACUGCCCCCCAGUCCGCCGGUACUUCCAACGAGACCACCCCCCGCCAGCCUCUCUGGCUCCGAUGCGAGAAGAAGCCCUUCGAGCACCGCUCCGCCCUCACCCCCACCACCGCCAAGAAGCUCAUCGAGAACAACUUUGAUAUCUUUGUCGAGCGCGACCCUCAGAGGAUCUUUGAUGACCAAGAGUUUGAAGAUGUGGGCUGCAAGCUUGUGGCGCACAACACUUGGCCUAGUGCCCCUGUCGAUGUCCCUAUCAUUGGCUUGAAGGAGCUCCCCGAGUCUACCGACCCCCUCCCCCACACCCACAUCCAAUUCGCCCACUGCUACAAACACCAAGCCGGGUGGAACGACGUCCUCCGCCGAUUCGCCCAGGGCAGCGGUACCCUCUACGACCUCGAGUUCCUCGAGGACCCCGUCACGCACAGGCGGGUGGCGGCGUUUGGCUUCCACGCGGGCUUUGCGGGGGCGGCGGCUGGGGCGCUGGCGUUUGCUGCGCAGCAGAAGGAGGGGGGGGAGGGGGUGUUGAGGGGGUUGGAGCCUUAUAAGAAUGAAGGGGAUAUGGUGAGGGAGGUGGGGGAGGCGUUGGAGGGGACGAGGGAGGGGAAGAAGGGGGUGAGGGUGUUGGUUAUUGGGGCGCUUGGGCGAUGUGGGUCUGGGGCGGUGGACCUUUUCAGGAAGGCUGGUGUUGCCGAGGAAAACAUUGUCAAGUGGGAUAUGGCCGAAACCGCCAAGGGCGGCCCCUUCCAAGAGAUCCUCGACGUCGACAUUUUCGUCAACUGCAUCUACCUCUCGCAGCCCAUUCCCAAGUUUAUCACGUCUGAAUUUAUUGCGCAGGCUGGGGAGGGGAGGAGGUUGGGUGUCGUGGUGGACGUCUCUUGCGAUACGACAAACCCGCACAACCCCAUCCCCAUCUACUCUAUAAACACCACCUUCCCGCAGCCCACUGUCGAAGUCGACACCAAGGGCGUCGGCAAGCGCGCGACCGUCAUCUCGAUCGACCACCUGCCCACGCUCCUCCCGCGCGAGGCGAGCGAGCAGUUUGCGGGGGAUCUGUUGCCUUCUCUUUUAAAGCUCCCGCAGAGGAAGACGGCGGAGGUUUGGACGGGGGCGGAGAGGUUGUUUAGGGAGAAGAUGGAGGAGGCUAGGGCGUUUGAUGAGGAGCAGGGUAUCAAGGCUUGA